Molecule: messenger RNA, 3175 nt
Organism: Scleropages formosus (Asian bonytongue)
Lineage: Eukaryota; Metazoa; Chordata; Actinopteri; Osteoglossiformes; Osteoglossidae
Gene: zdhhc22
Product: zDHHC palmitoyltransferase 22
Exons: 3
Coding region: 643-1473 (276 amino acids)
Molecular function (GO): palmitoyltransferase activity
Source: RefSeq, a predicted model, not a curated record
CUCACACACACACACACACCCCUUUAUUGUUACAAAGACGCAAUCGCACACCGUUCCGAUCCGAUAUCACGAGGAUUUCCCUACUAGGGCGGGCGCUGUUACUUUAAAAUUCGACUCAGCGCUCGUUUCAAUUAAGACGAACGCUGCGCUUGCAAACACCAAACACGAACUGUGUGUGUAAAGAGGAGGGCGCGAGCCCGGCGUGCGUGAUUAAGAAAGGAAUGCUGACACCCUUUGGCGAGGCUCGCUCAGAACAGCGUCUCCGACGCGCGACUUUUCCGUAUAGGAGCGAGGCAGCCUGCCGUAACUGCGGCUCAGCGAAACAUCUGCGUGCUUAGAAUUUAUGAAUCCCUUGUUCUGAAACACAUUUCGUCCCCUUCUCUCUCUCUCUCUCUCGAGAAAAACGCGGCGGAUACGAUGGACCCGCGACCGUGCUCCCACAAUGUUUCACGCAAGACCACGUCCGCGCCAGCGGGGGGCGCUACACGAUCCGCCAGGAGGCCGCGGCUGUCGCGGGAAGCCGCUCGCAUCUCCUCCCCUUCCAAAGGGUUAAUGAUCCAUCCCUGCGCAAGCCGAGCGAGCGCACGGCGCGUCUGGUCCUGAAGGAACAGCUCCGUGGAACCCGGCGCACCGGCAGCAGACAUGCAUAUCAGGAUGCUGAAACUGAGGCUCUUGAACGCCAUCGCUCCAGCCUACUUCUACUCGGCCACUGCCAUCACCUUCGCCCUCCACUUCUACCUGUUCCUACCCACCAUUUUCCCCUCACAUGGCAGGGGGUUCAGUAGCACCACUGUGCUCCACAGCAUCAUCUUCCUGUACCUGAUGCUCAACGCAUUGGGGAACUACACCAUGACCAUCCGUCACCCGGCCGAGAGCCCAAACGAGAAGAUCGUUCCUGUGUGUUCCCCGGACUGCCCGGACCGAGUGGACGCCCACUACCUGCUCAACGGCCGACACUUCUGCAAGCUGUGCAAGAAGGUGAUCCUGAGGAGGGACCAUCACUGCUUCUUCACCGGGAACUGCAUUGGCAACAGGAACAUGCGCUACUUCAUCAUGUUCUGCAUCUACACCUCCUGCACCUGUUUGUAUUCCUUGGUUCUUGGAGUGGCCUACCUCACGGUGGAGUACUCCAUCUCAUUCGAGAGCCCUUUGACCUUUCUCACCCUCCUCCCCCUGUCCACAGGAUACUUUUUUCUAGGUGCCAUCUCUGGUCUCCAGUUCUUCUUGGUGCUGAUGCUGUAUGUUUGGCUGGGCAUUGGGCUUACCUGCGCCGGCUUCUGCUGCCAGCAAGUGCUCCUGGUGGCCCGGGGCCAGACGUGGUGCCAGAUGCGUAGCGGCCGGCUGGCAGAGUCCGACAGCUCCUGGCGGGCCAACCUGAGCGAUGUGUUUGGGAGCCGUUGGGCGUUGGGUUUCUUCUUGCCUGUCCAGACAGUGGAGGCUUCACAUGGGGAUGCCGCCCACGAGCAUGAGUAGACCCAGGUGAUACGCCACCUCUCCCCCAGUUAGUCCACAUUUACAUUUACUUGUUGUAAGUCAAGCUACUUAAGAAUGAUUUACCGUAUGAUACAGCUGGGUAACUUACUGGAGCAAUUUAAGUACCUUGGUCAAGGGUAUUUAUAGCAGGAGGUAGGGUUCAACCCUAUGACCUCCAAGUCCACAGGUGGCAGCUCAAACUACUAUGCCACCUACUGCCCCACAAAUUAGGUAGCGUCUUUUCUCUGGAGUUCUUUUGCCGCAAUUCCUGCAGUUAGCGGUCGUCAGCUGUCACGCAGAAACGCCAUCGUCGCAUUUCUAUCCGAUGCCUCAAAUCAUGCUAAAGCGGGAAGCCGUGCGCUCUUCGUGUUUGUUCCGCCACAUACCUGGUUGGAUUCGAUCGUGUUCACGCGCCAUCGUUUGAGAACACUGCAACUCAGUCCGGUACCCAUCACAUUCAUCCUCAAGGAGCUGGCCAGUACUAAAAUGGUGCACACCACCCUUGCCUGCGAGACGGCGUUCGCCAGCCACGUGCGCAGAGCUUGAGCGGAUUUCAAAGCUACGAAGAAAGGGUGGAAGGACAUCACCACGGAGUUACGUCAACAAUGGUGUUGGUCACCCAGGUCAUCGUAAAGGAAUCUGCUACCUUGGGUUUUACACGCAUCAGUUUUAGUCACAGCGAGUAAAAGUGUUUCACACAUGUCCACACGCUAGUGACCACCCCUCAAUCGGGAUACAGGAUACGGUAUUUAUAGUAUAGAUAGAGGAUACUACAGCCAGAGUAUAAUUUUCAACUCCUGGGACUUCAUGUAGCAAAUUGUUGCAACAGUGCUUGUGUUCUGGUAGAAUACUGCAGUAGAAGUCCGGCGAAAUUAAACGUGCAUCUCCAUCUCUGCAAUGUGAGACACAUUCAUUACACAGAUCAUUCUGUGCUACAUAAGUGUUCCUGAGAAAACCCACUUAAAAACAGAAUUAUUCUUACUAUUAUAUAAUGGUAUAUUAUUCCAAUAUACAGAACUGAAAGUUUCUUUUCUCACAGCUCUUUAAAAGUGUAUCCGGUGAGAAAUUUCCAUUGAUCCGCACGUAAAAACGUAGAUGUUGUUCGUUCCAUUUCGGGGAUUAGUGUCCUGUGGGGUCCGUCAUAAAACCAGAAGGGCUAUUCACAUGAAUAUUUUAAACAGAAGUGUUUAACCCCAGGAAUAACAAAUACAGAAGCUGUUACAUGUCUGCGCUGCUAGAGAGAACACUGUUAAGACAACGGUAAACCUUCAGUCAGCAGAUCAGAUGAGGUCAUGUGGAGUCUUUGAUGCCUUUGAAUUCAAGAAUUUUUUUGUGUAACAAUGCAGAGUGACUUUAAACAAAUAGCCAAAAGGAUAAUUGUUCAAAACUAAUAUUAAUAUACACCCUUCUCAACUUUUGCAUUGAAAAACAAUUUAAUACUUGAUGAAAAAUAAGCGCUACAUUAUUGUACCUCACUAGAACUUUCUUGAAACCUGAAAUGCACAGACAUGCAACUUAACUACAGGUUUGUUAAAACGUAAGAGGUGUCAACCUAAAAAAGGACCACUUCAUCUCUCUCAUCCACAAUGGCCUGUCUAAAAAAAGGCUUCGUCUGAACUGUAGUUCUCAUUUCUCAUAUUUCUAGAAGUAGAGGCAACGUUUUUGUUGCUUUGUAGAUGUCUUUCUAGUGUUUUACACAAUA